Messenger RNA from Sinocyclocheilus grahami, 572 nucleotides. Its product is annotated as transcription initiation factor IIA subunit 2-like. The record is from RefSeq and is a predicted model, not a curated record. Lineage: Eukaryota; Metazoa; Chordata; Actinopteri; Cypriniformes; Cyprinidae. The transcript has 4 exons. The coding region runs from base 173 to 502 and encodes 109 amino acids. Gene Ontology annotation, cellular component: transcription factor TFIIA complex. Gene Ontology annotation, biological process: transcription initiation at RNA polymerase II promoter.
UCCUGCCUUCAUGAUCGAAGAUUUGUGUCCCUUGCGAGUUUCCGUAGCGCGAUCGGUCCAAGUUUGGAUUUUGAGGAAGUGCUCAGCUAGCGGGCAAAUCACAAAGCAUCAGCGAGGAUCCUACGGUUAUUUUAAACAGAACGGCGUACAGCGUUUGCACUGAAAAUACACUAUGGCAUAUCAACUCUACAGAAACACAACACUCGGCAACAGUCUACAGGAGAGUCUUGAUGAACUUAUUCAGACUCAACAGAUAACACCACAAUUGGCCCUCCAAGUCCUUUUACAGUUUGAUAAAGCUAUCAACACAGCACUGGCCAACCGGGUCCGCAACAGGGUCAAUUUUAGGGGAUCUCUGAACACGUACAGAUUCUGUGAUAACGUUUGGACAUUUGUUUUAAAUGACGUUGAGUUCCGGGAGGUGACAGAUUUGGUCAAAGUGGACAAAGUAAAAAUUGUAGCAUGUGAUGGCAAAAACACUGGGUCUAAUGCACCUGAGUGAAAUCAAGGUGGAGAGAGAAGGGAACUGAAUUUGCUGGCUGAUGGGAAGGACGAGAAGAAUUGAAGAUGAG